ACAUGGAAAAAGCAAUGUAGUCUGAGAGUCUAAGGCUGGUCUCUUUGCUGCAUUAAUCUUUCUUUGUGGGUUUUAUGUAAGAGGCAUUAUUUGCAGGCCAACAAGAUACAGUUUUGAAGAAAUUCCACCCCUCUCCCCUGGGCUUCCCAUCUGCAGUUAUAAUUCUCUGACUGUGACCCCUGCAUUAGUCCCCUGGAUGUGAACAGACGUUAAACCCCAGGGUGAGCUGUCGCUUCUAGGGGUGAGAUGGAAAGAGGAAAAGAGGAAGGGGAGAGCGUGCGACAGAAAGUCCUGUGGUUCUGUGCUGACUUUCGUCUCUGAGGAUAAAAGGUGCUGGACUGUGGCCACAGGGACGUGGACGGGCAAAGGGCUGCGUGACCAGAGAUAGUGGCCCUAUUCUGUCCUGUGCCAGUUUCCUGAGAAGAUGGGUUUGGGCCUCUGAGCGGGUCGAGUCUUCAGAAUUCAGUGUCGUUUCCUUGAGAGGUGGCAUCUCAGUCCAGCAUCCUGAAGCCAUGCUCUGGGGCCACUUACUCGACCUCCCGGGAGCACCGCCUUGGGGUCACUGCAGCAGGCAGGCGGUGGUCCCCCAGAGCCGCUGCACCUCGGAGCAGCCAACGGGCGUGCUCAGGAGCCAGGAGCGCCUUAGCCGGAAGCAGAGACAACAGAGGUCACAGAGCCCACCGGCGCCGUGGCCUUGAAUAUCAAUGUAUGGGCUGGCUCCAGACCGACAGGGCCAUGACAAACGUCUCUGGCUGGGUGUCGCCGGCGGCCUCGGGCGUUGCAGUGUGCUUUCUAUUUGCAAACACUGCACCACACAAAACCGUGUUUACUCGGAAGGAGAGAGGCCCCGGGAACCAAACCCCCAGCAGGGCGAAGCACAUGCCUUGAUCUCGCAUUCCAGGCUCGAGCUGCGGUGGGUCGGCGCGACCCGGGGCGGGGGCGGUUCUCCUCGGGCGCUUCAUUCGCCAUAUGCACGUCACUCCCCAACUUUUCCUUCCUGCGCUCCCGGAGUCAGGUUGACGCGCCCUGGAUCCGGGCGCAGGGCUGGGCGCGCUCCCGCGGAGUCCCAGCCGUGCCGGGCUCGGGCUGCUCAGGAAUCUGACCUUGUGACGAGUUUGCUCGCCCCCUGCCCCCCAGAGGAGACUUUUGAGAGGAGCCUGGCAUGUCCAAGAAGAGGUCUCUAGGGGCGUCUCCAUGGGUGACAUGCUCGGCCAGCCCUCGCCCAGAUGACCGUGAUGGCCUCUGACCUCCCCCGUGUUUGUGUGUUCUCCGGCCAGAACUCCCCCGCGUCCUUGUGCACCAUGGGAAAAACCUGAGGGGCUGGCGGACCUGCUUGGCACCUGUGUAUUCUCCCAGGUUGCAGUGGCUCCUACAGGACAGGACACUCGGAGACCACGCCCCUUUGCUGUCCUUCAGGCGACCAAAGAAGGUGCUCCUGCCCCUCCACAGCUUGGGCGCCUGUGACCCCCUCCUGACCACUUCGCUGGUCACCAGACUUCCUUGCCGCGCCCCAGCCGCACUCGCCUGCGUCCGGAAUCCUGGGGCCUCGCCCAUGGCUCGGGGGGCCGGCAGAGCUGCCCGGGCGUCACCAUGAGGCCCUGCAUGAACUGCAGCCAGCAGCUGUCACCCGGCACUGCCCAGAGACCACGGGUGUGCUGCCCAGGGCUUCCCCACCACAGUUGCCACGAGUGCCCCGGAGAAAACAAAAUCGUGUUCCGCGUGGACGGUAAGCAGAUGAACUUGCUGGCCGUUCUCGAAGUGAGGGCUGAAGCCAACGAGAGCUGGGGCGGGUUUCUGCGCCUCAAGAAGGGGAAGCGAUGUAGCCUCGUCUUUGGGUUGAUCAUAAUGACCCUGGUGAUGGCCUCCUACAUCCUCUCCGGGGCACACCAAGAACUGCUCCUCUCGUCCCCUUUCCGUUACGGCGCCUUCCCCAGCAGUCCGAGCGUGAUGGACAGCGAGAGCCCCAGCGACUCCCAGGAGCAUCACCAGCCCUCCGUCAGCAACGUCUCCUACGUGAAGGACUACGCCAGCAUCAAGCUGACCAUCAACAGCAUCGCGGCCAGGAUUGAGUUCACCACCAGACGGCUGCCUGACGUGGGCGACCUCAGAAAGCAGGAGUCCCACAUGUUUUCAGUCAUCCCCAAUAAAUUUCUUCCAAAUAGUAAGAGCCCCUGCUGGUACGAGGAGUUCACGGGCAGGAACACCACCGACCCGUACCUGACCAACUCGUACGCGCUCUACUCGCGGCGCUUCCGCUCCACCUUCGACGCGCUGCGCAAGGCCUUCUGGGCGCACCUGUCCCACGCGCACGGCCGCCACUUCCGCCUGCGCUGCCUGCCGCGCUUCUACAUCAUCGGGCAGCCCAAGUGCGGCACCACCGACCUCUACGACCGCCUCCGGCUGCACCCGGAGGUGAAGUUCUCGGCCAUCAAAGAGCCGCACUGGUGGACGCGCAAGCGGUUUGGAAUUGUCCGCCUGAGAGAUGGGCUGCGGGACCGCUACCCUGUAGAAGACUAUCUGGACCUCUUUGAUCUGGCCGCACACCAGAUCCAUCAAGGACUGCAGGCCAGCUCUGAGAAGGAGCAGAGCAAGAUGAAUAAAAUCAUCAUCGGGGAGGCCAGCGCGUCCACCAUGUGGGACAACAACGCCUGGACCCUGUUCUACGACAGCAGCCCGGCGGGCGAGCCGCCCUUCCUGACGCAGGACUUCAUCCACGCCUUCCAGCCUGACGCCCGGCUCAUCGUCAUGCUCAGGGACCCCGUGGAGAGGUUGUACUCAGACUAUCUCUACUUUGCAAGUUCCAAUAAGUCUGCGGACGACUUCCACGAGAAGGUGACGGAGGCGCUGCAGCUGUUCGAGAACUGCGUGCUGGACUACUCCCUGCGCGCCUGCGUCUACAACAACACCCUCAACAACGCCAUGCCUGUGCGGCUCCAGGUGGGCCUGUACGCCGUGUACCUCCUGGACUGGCUCACGGUGUUCAGUAAGGAGCAGCUCCUCAUCCUCCGCCUGGAAGACCACGCGUCCAGCGUCAAGUACACCAUGCGCAGGGUCUUCCAGUUUCUCAACCUCGGACCCUUAAGCGAGAAGCAAGAGGCCUUGAUGACCAAGAGCCCCGCCUCCAACGCCCGGCGCCCCGAGGACAGGAACCUGGGUCCCAUGUGGCCGGUCACGCAGAAGAUCCUGCAGGACUUCUACGGCCCUUUCAACGCCCGGCUGGCGCAGGUCCUCGCCGACGAGGCAUUUGCUUGGAAGAAGACCUGAGGCCGGCGCCCCUCUGUUCACACCCACCCGCUGUUCGUCAUCACCAGGACCUCCAGAUCUCUCUUUGUGGGGGGCCGAUGCACGUAUAGCGUGGAGAGACCCCAGAUGCGAGUCUUCCUUCCCGCCGGGCGCGUCGAUUAUAAGCGUUCAGAGUCUGCGAUGCUCGCUGGCCUGCGGCCGGCCCGGCUCGGGGCUUCCCCACCUGGGCCCCUGCAAGGCCCAAGGCCGGGGCCCCAGGGACUGGCGGGGGCCGGCCGCAGG
This is a messenger RNA of Condylura cristata (star-nosed mole), 3525 nucleotides long. It is a transcript of the gene CHST15, whose product is annotated as carbohydrate (N-acetylgalactosamine 4-sulfate 6-O) sulfotransferase 15. The transcript is spliced from 8 exons. Gene Ontology annotation, biological process: hexose biosynthetic process. The record is from RefSeq and is a predicted model, not a curated record. NCBI's taxonomy places the organism in Eukaryota, Metazoa, Chordata, Mammalia, Eulipotyphla, Talpidae. Gene Ontology annotation, molecular function: N-acetylgalactosamine 4-sulfate 6-O-sulfotransferase activity. Bases 1591 to 3264 code for a protein of 557 amino acids.